GACUGAGCGGCGGCAGCCCCCGCGUCCCGGUGCCUCUAUGGGGGAAGCAGACAAUGGAUUAUGAUUUCAAGGCGAAGCUGGCGGCGGAGCGGGAGCGGGUGGAGGAUCUGUUUGAGUACGAAGGGUGCAAAGUGGGACGCGGCACCUACGGGCACGUCUACAAGGCGAGGCGGAAAGAUGGAAAAGAUGAAAAGGAGUAUGCACUGAAGCAGAUUGAAGGCACAGGAAUAUCCAUGUCGGCAUGUAGAGAGAUUGCGCUUCUGCGGGAACUGAAGCAUCCCAAUGUGAUCGCCCUGCAGAAGGUGUUCCUCUCGCACAGCGACAGGAAGGUGUGGCUGCUCUUCGACUAUGCAGAGCAUGACCUGUGGCAUAUUAUUAAGUUUCAUCGUGCAUCAAAAGCAAAUAAAAAGCCAAUGCAGUUGCCAAGAUCUAUGGUUAAAUCAUUACUUUACCAGAUUCUUGAUGGUAUUCAUUACCUCCAUGCAAAUUGGGUGCUUCACAGAGAUCUGAAACCAGCAAAUAUCCUAGUAAUGGGAGAAGGUCCUGAGAGGGGGAGAGUCAAAAUAGCUGAUAUGGGUUUUGCAAGAUUAUUCAAUUCUCCACUGAAGCCGCUAGCAGAUUUGGACCCCGUGGUUGUGACAUUUUGGUAUCGCGCUCCAGAGCUUUUGCUUGGUGCAAGGCAUUACACAAAAGCCAUUGACAUCUGGGCAAUAGGCUGCAUAUUUGCGGAAUUGUUGACUUCAGAGCCCAUUUUUCACUGUCGCCAGGAAGAUAUAAAAACAAGCAAUCCCUUUCAUCAUGAUCAGCUGGAUCGAAUAUUCAGUGUCAUGGGGUUUCCAGCAGAUAAAGACUGGGAAGAUAUUAGGAAGAUGCCAGAAUACCCUACACUUCAAAAGGACUUUAGAAGAACAACGUACGCCAACAGCAGCCUCAUCAAGUACAUGGAGAAACACAAGGUCAAGCCAGACAGCAAAGUCUUCCUGUUGCUCCAAAAACUGCUCACCAUGGACCCAACCAAGAGGAUCACAUCCGAGCAGGCGCUGCAGGACCCCUAUUUUCAGGAGGACCCAUUGCCAACAUUGGAUGUGUUUGCUGGCUGCCAGAUCCCAUACCCCAAACGGGAAUUCCUCAAUGAAGAUGAGCCAGAAGAAAAAGGUGACAAGCAGCAGCAGCAGCAACAGAACCAGCAUCAGCAGCCCACGGCCCCUCCACAGCAGGCAGCUGCCGCCCCACAGGCACCGCCAGCCCAGCAGAACAGCACCCAGACCAACGGGACCGCAGGAGGGGCUGGCGCCGUGGCUGGGGUCGGUGGGGCCGGGACUGGGCUGCAGCACAGCCAGGACUCCACUCUGAGCCAGGUGCCUCCAAGCAAGAAGCCCAGACUGGGGCCCUCCGGGACGAGCUCAGGCGGACCCGGCCUGCCUGCCGAGUAUCAGCACUCCAGUUCCCGCCUGAAUUACCAAAGCAACGUUCAGGGAUCCUCCCAGGCGCAGAGCACCCUGGGCUACUCCUCCUCGUCUCAGCAGAGCACGCAGUAUCACUCCUCUCAUCAGGCCCACCGGUACUGAAGCCACCCCUGGCCCGGCCCAGCCUGAGCACAGGCCACAGCAAUACAAUGUCUGCGUUGAAAAGGAGUCCCUCCCCCCCAUGGAAACCCCCUCGUCAUCUGAUACUCUCACCCUCGGGAAGAAAACAUCGAACUCUGAGCAUUUUGCAGCUCCCCCGAAACCCAACACCCCUCUCCCGCAUGUGACCCAUUGUGACUUCUUUGAUGAAGCAGCUGAUGGGAUCCCAGCACUUGUGUACCCUUGGACACUGUUUUUGAAGGAUUUCCUGGUGCACCUUUCUCCUGCUAUAGCAAUCACUAUGAGUUGUCUUUUCAUAGCUCUUUUAAUAGGAUUUUAAUGUUCAGGAACAAGAGUCCAGCGGUGUAUAGUUUUGUACUUCAUGAACUGGCAGCACAGAUGAAAAACGCCCCUGUGAAUGUGCCACGUUGUUUUCAGACUUAAGUGUUUUGCUCAUGGAAGUCUUAAACAAGAAGCUGUUACUGUCCCAAAGCACUGUACUGUGGUGUUGUUAUUUAUCUAGUUUCAGGGAAGGUCUGCUAAAGAGACAAGCAGUGCGACAGAAGGAUGUGCAACCAAACCCAGCGUGGAUCUUUGCCUGACUCUGCCUUGUGCUAGGAGGAGUUGAAGGAUGUGGUAUCUUUUUUAUAUAAUCAUUCAUCUGGAACUAAGUUCCCAGAAUCUCCUUUAUUUUGGAUAAUACUCAGUGAUGAAGAAUUAUCAUUUGUAACCUUCACGUAGCCAAGUCUACUUUAAAAGGGUUUUUGAGAGCGUCGGUGAAACCCAGGCCCCUGGCACCCCGCGCCGGAAGCCGAAGAGGAGGCGGCCCGCGCUAGGAUUCCUGCGAGGAGUCAUGUUGCACGAAGACACAUCCCUCCUGGAGGAAAUCUCUCCAUGUGCAUUGAACGUGAAGCCGGCUUCUCUAAAGAACCGUGGGUCUCCGCCCGCCCCCCUCUCCGGGUCUGAGAAACUUCCUUAUGGAAUCAGGGGGACUUGAUUAGAAGCCUACAAGCGAAUCUGCUUUUCAAAUGAAGAGCAACAUUCUCAUUUGUACUUACAUUUAGACAUAGAGUGACUAUUUUUAAAGCAUGUUAAACUUUUAGGUUUUAUUCAUGUUUAAAAUAUGUAUCAUGUAUGCAUAAUUUUGCUGUUGUUUCUGCAACUGAAUUCUAUCGAGAAUCUUUCCAUUGCACUGAAUGCUUUCUUUUGCCCCUAGGAGAAAACUUAAUCAUUGUGCCUAAAAACUACGGGCAGAUAGUAUAAAGCUAUCCUAUAUGACUAUGCUAGAUAAGGUGACUGCAUUUCCAUGAUCUCUGAGUUGUGUCUUAGGAGAAUUAGGAAGACUUAGAGCUCCCGCUGUAAUGUAAGGGGCAAGAUAUGGGUGUUCUUCUUAGUGCCCCUGGCAGCACCCGCCUUGUUGUAUGUGUCCUCUCUGAGCUAGAAGAAAUAGCUGAUGGUGGUAUAUGCAAAUGAUAUGCAUUUUUUUAAACUAUUCUUUGUGAACUUAUCUACCUGGUUACGAUACUCUGGGUCCACACACAAGUUAGGAUUUUAGGCAGAAGCCAGGAUACAUUUUGCACUAUUGCUGUGAUACUGUAGCCAGCCAGAACCUUACUGAUCUCAGCAUAAUAUUGGUUAUUAUCAUAGAGACUGUAUAAAGGCACUCACCGAGACAGAAGGAAUUCCCAGUCAUCUCCAGGCUCCUUCUGACUCCUUCCACUUUCCAAAAUAAGAGAUGAACAGCCCACCAUAUGAUGUCACUGCCUAAGGACAUCUUGACCUGAGCUGCUGCUUGUGGGGUGCCCACUACUCCCACUGCAAGCCCACCCUGAGGGAGGACACACUUCCGGUCCAGUCCCACGGCAGCUAGCUGUCCCGAAUGACUGAUGACAACAUGCAAGUAGAAUAUGAGGGCCCCUUUGUUUACUCCUAAGCCCGCUCGUGGCUAGUAGCUCUUCCAAGUUCUGUUCUGCAAUCAGCAGUGUUAGAGAAGUGUCCAUCGUGACAUAGUACUUCAGACGUUCGCGGCAGCCAUGACUGGGAGGGGUGCAUAGCUUCAGGAUGUAGGAAAGACAGAAGGCAGACCCGAGUCUGUAGAUUGUUCUAGUCCAUGCUAUGCUUCCCUCACGGGUCGUGGACCUCUUGCUGACAGAGGCAGAACCCCCAUUCUGCAUGCGAGUGAGGGUCUCGUCACCACUCUGGGCGGGCCUCCUCUUCUCCCCUCAGGGUUGGCAGUGCCCACUGGUGCUCACAGGCGCUCACAGGCCUUUCAAGUAGUCAUAUGUUGUACUUUUUCCCACUCUGUAAUGGGAGACAAAGCUGCAAUGCUUUUUUUUUUGUUGUUGUUUUUUGAGGAGGAGGAAAUUUGCCUUUUCUGUGGGUCCAUCUUUGAAAAUGUGGCCGAGCCUACGAAGCCCCCUGGGGCUGUAGGGGUCCACCACUUAGCCCGUGGGCACAACAGUGCCAGGGAAAGCUACAGACCCAAGGGAACGCUCUCUGCUUCGCAAACUACCAAAUCCAGUGGUGGGGCACAUGUUAGGGCAAAGCAGUCGAGGGUUACAAGACAGAUGAGCCCAAGAUAAGGUAGCUUGGCACUGGGCUAGGUAGAAACAGUCCUUGCCAUGAACUAGCUCACACAGUGACAUGCAGCAAGCAAGAAUGUGUCUAUUUUUAUACCUGUGGGUUGGGGACUUUAGUACUUAGAAUGUUGACCUGCACUACUUUUUUGCUGUUAGCAGACACGAUUUACAGUUAAGGACGGAAAGGGACGGGAUCUGCCUAUGGCUUCACUGUCUCCUUCCAGGUGAAGCACCUACUCUUGCUUCUCCAGGCCUCUGAAACCCUAACAGACGGUUGGCAUACAUUUGUGUUAGCAGAAGCUACGCAAUUAAGGAAGAAUUCUGUGUAAAUCGCAAAUCCUAAAUGCCCCAAUGGUGUCUUCCCAGGGAACGGAAAAAGGCAGCAAAAUGGCAGUUAGACUAACUGAGGUUGGAAAGGUUCAACUACAGCUCAUCUUUUAUAUAAAGCCUAGCAGUUUAGUUUCCCCUAAUCUUGAGGAAUAGUCACAAAUCACACACACACAGACUCAAAUUUCAUUGCUUUAGGACUUAAAAAUAAAUGUGUCGUAUCUAAGGCCAUAACUUACUCUUCUAUGCUAUCCCUGUGAAGGAGUGCUAUAUGUAUUAUAUGAAAAAAAAUCCUUAAUGCACUGUUAUCUCCUAAAUAUUUAGUAAAUUAAUACUAUUUAAUUUUUUUAAAGAUUUGUCUGUGUAGACACUAAAAGUAUUACACAAAAUCUGGACUGAAGAUGUCCUUUUUAACAACAAUUUAAAGUACUUUUUAUAUGUGUUAUGUAGUGUAUCCUUUCUAAACGGCCUAGUUUGUAUUUCCUGUAAUUCCUGUUUGUGAAGUGUACCUGUCCUUGGCUCUUUUUUCGGUCAUUUUCUGCACGCCUGCCCCUUUAUAUGGUAAUGGAGCGGAUGGUAACUUUCCCCACUCGGCCUGGAGCUGACUGCACCCCGUGAGGUCCACCCCAUGGGGUGCAGGGCGAGCUGCCACUGUGGAGCUGAGUGACUCCCAACUUUUGAGUUGUCCUCUCUUCUUGAAACGACUGUUAAAACUAAAAAUAAAUUACAUUGCAUUUAUUUUAUAUUCUUGGUUGAAAUAAAAUUUAAUUGACUUU
Molecule: messenger RNA, 5247 nt
Organism: Ochotona curzoniae (black-lipped pika)
Lineage: Eukaryota; Metazoa; Chordata; Mammalia; Lagomorpha; Ochotonidae
Gene: CDK19
Product: cyclin dependent kinase 19
Exons: 13
Coding region: 54-1568 (504 amino acids)
Biological process (GO): protein phosphorylation
Cellular component (GO): cytosol; mediator complex; nucleus
Molecular function (GO): ATP binding; cyclin-dependent protein serine/threonine kinase activity; RNA polymerase II CTD heptapeptide repeat kinase activity
Source: RefSeq, a predicted model, not a curated record